UAAAUUGCUAAUUUUUUGUAACUUUUUUCAAGUUAAAUUAAUCUCCAAAGAUGAAAUUAAGUAAUUUACCAGAUAACUUUUUUGUAGAACAAUAGGCAAAAAGUUUUAAUAUUGCCUCAGUAUAAACCCGAACAUCUCACAUGAAUGAAAUUAACCAAUCGAAUUAAAAACAAAAUCAACACUUCACCGACAACUUAUAUUUACAUUGGAAACACAAUCCCAAGAACAUGCAGUAGACUUAAACUUAAACAUGAGAAAAAAGAAAUAUACUAGUCUAGACUUAAUAGAUUUUUCUCACAAAUAGAAAUAAAUGACUAUAUAGUGUAAAGAGAUCAUAUUGAACAUGUCUAAAGUUGCUAGAAUACCAGGUUAUCAGAGUAAAAAUCCAAAACAGAAUAGAGGAAUUAUUGGAGACAGGGAAAUUCGCUUCAAAUGUUCCCUACAGAAUGUAAUAUUAGACGUGCUACGUGGACGACCAGGCUGGACAGAAGUACCAGGUCCUAAUAGUCAGGUACCAGCAGCCCAACAGGGCACCAGGCCAUCAAAUCAGCAAACUUCAGGUCUCACUCAGACAGGAAACCAGUCAAGACCAAGCAAUACUGGAAGUUCUCAGUCAUCAAAUAUUAUAGUCCCAAGUCGAUUCAGUCGACCUAUUCAGCCGGUGGCACCACAAGCCACACAGAUCAAUGCACAAGGACGAUUAGGUUUCCAAAGUUUACCUCCAAUUCCUAGAAAUAGUGAUGGGGACUGGGAUUUUUAUUGGUGUGAUAGAGAAUGGCUGCAUCAGAACUAUGAUACCAUGUUUUUACAUGAACACCAGAAAAUACUGCAUUUCAGAAACCAUUAUGAGUUGACAAGAAAAAACCUAAUGGUAAAAAAUCUAAAGAGAUUAAGAAAACAAACUGAGAGAGAACAAGGAAAGACUGAAGCACAAAGUUUUGAUUUUUAUCCAACAACAUAUGAACUUCCUUCAGAAUAUCACAUUUUUGUGGAGGAAUUUAAGAAGAAUCUUGGGAUCAUUUGGAUAAUGAAACCAGCAGCCAAGUCACAGGGCAAGGGAAUCUUCUUGUUCAGGAGAUUGAAAGAUAUUACAGACUGGAAAAAGGGAGAAUAUCAGCCAUUAUCAGACCAGACCAGAGAUGUACCAGAAACUUAUGUUGUACAGAGAUAUAUAGAAAAUCCACUCUUAAUUGGUGGUAGGAAAUUUGAUGUCCGAGUUUAUGUUUUAGUCUGUUCAUAUAAUCCAUUAAAAGUCUGGCUGUAUCGAGGAGGUUUUGCCAGAUUUUCUAAUACCAGAUUUUCUCUAGAUUCCAUCGAAGAUACAUAUGUACAUUUAACCAAUGUGGCUGUACAGAAGAAUGCCCCAGAUUAUGACCCUGAGAAAGGUUGUAAAUGGUCUACCCAACAACUGAGGAAAUAUCUGGCAGCCAAACAUGGUGUAGAUAAGGUACAGAAGAUGUUUAAAGCUAUAGAUAACAUAAUAAUAAAGAGUCUACAAAGUGUUCAGAAGAUUAUAAUUAAUGACAAACAUUGUUUUGAGAUGUAUGGUUAUGAUGUACUUCUGGAUGAUGACUUAAAACCGUGGUUAAUAGAAAUCAAUGCUUCACCCUCUCUGACUGCCAGUGGAAAGGAAGAUUAUGAUCUCAAGUUUGGUCUCAUUAGCGACCUUCUAAAUGUCCUUGACCUUGAAAAUAGAUUAACAGGUAAAGAGAAGAGAAUUGGUGGUUGGGAUCUUCUUUGGGAUGAUGGACCUAUUGUAGCAGACGACAAUAUGGAUUGUACACCUGCUAAUGGCUCAGCAGUAUCUACACCUAACUCUUAUCUAGGUUGUUUCAAUGACAGAAAAAAGCAGUUAAGAGAAAUAUACCUGACAGCACAAUCAGUUAAAAAGUCAUAGUAGUCUUCAAUAUC
Molecule: messenger RNA, 1911 nt
Organism: Mytilus trossulus (common blue mussel)
Lineage: Eukaryota; Metazoa; Mollusca; Bivalvia; Mytilida; Mytilidae
Product: probable tubulin polyglutamylase TTLL9
Exons: 21
Coding region: 344-1897 (517 amino acids)
Biological process (GO): protein polyglutamylation; microtubule cytoskeleton organization
Cellular component (GO): cilium
Molecular function (GO): tubulin-glutamic acid ligase activity; tubulin binding; metal ion binding
Source: RefSeq, a predicted model, not a curated record